Arabidopsis lyrata subsp. lyrata is the source of this 1711-nucleotide messenger RNA. RefSeq names its product pentatricopeptide repeat-containing protein At5g18475. Gene Ontology annotation, molecular function: protein binding. The transcript is spliced from 2 exons. The record is from RefSeq and is a predicted model, not a curated record. NCBI's taxonomy places the organism in Eukaryota, Viridiplantae, Streptophyta, Magnoliopsida, Brassicales, Brassicaceae. The coding region runs from base 169 to 1692 and encodes 507 amino acids.
AACCGAACCGGAUUUCCACCAACGUCGUCUUCUUCACUCGUCGUCGUCAAUCUUCUCUCCUCAGUCCUCCCUCCACUCGACAUCUCCGAUGAGUUUAUUGAUUUCGUAGUUUUUGAACCUUAUUUCUCCCUCCGGUGGUGCCGUCAAUCCAAUAAGAGGAGAGAUACAAUGCGUUUCACAACUUCGAUAAUCAAUGAGCAUCGCCGGUUCUCAUCAUCGUCAAGAUCAUGGGUAUCUCCCAUUUGCUUCUCGGAGAAGAAGAAGAAGAAGCUAGACCCACCACCUGAAUCCUCAAUCUCAACUAUGGAAACAAACCCCAAAACCAAGUUUAUCUCUCACGAAUCUACUGUCAGUUUGAUGAAACGAGAGAGAGAUCCUCAACGUGCGCUUGAUAUCUUCAACAAAGCUUCUCAGCAGAAAGGUUUUAACCAUAACAAUGCUACAUACUCUGUUCUUUUGGAUAACCUCGUUAGGCACAAGAAGUUUCUAGCUGUUGAUGCUAUUCUUCAUCAGAUGAAGUACGAGACUUGCAGGUUCCAGGAAAGUUUGUUUCUUAACCUGAUGAGACACUUCUCCAGGUUUGAUUUGCAUGAUAAAGUUAUGGAGAUGUUUAACUUGAUUCAAGUGAUUGCUCGUGUGAAGCCUUCUCUCAAUGCCAUUAGUACUUGUUUGAAUCUCCUUAUUGAUUCAGGGGAGGUUGAUUUGGCCCGGAAACUACUCUUGUAUGCCAAACACAAUCUUGCAUUGCAGCCAAAUACUUGCAUUUUCAAUAUUCUAGUGAAGCACCACUGCAAGAAUGGGGAUAUUGAUUCUGCGUUUCGAGUUGUGGAGGAGAUGAAAAGAUCUGGGAUUUCGUAUCCCAAUUCGAUCACUUACUCAACCCUUAUGGACUGUCUGUUUGCACAAUCGAGGUCCAAAGAAGCGGUGGAAUUGUUCGAGGAUAUGAUCUCGAAAAGAGGGAUUUCACCGGACCCUGUGAUUUUCAACGUUAUGAUCAAUGGAUUCUGUCGUUCAGGAGAAGUUGAGAGAGCCAAGAUGAUUUUAGACUUCAUGAAGAAGAAUGGAUGCAACCCAAACGUAUACAAUUACUCGGCUCUAAUGAAUGGGUUCUGUAAAGAGGGAAAGAUUCAGGAAGCUAAACAAGUCUUUGACGAGGUGAAGAAAACCGGGUUGAAACUCGACACAGUUGGUUAUACCACAUUGAUGAACUGCUUGUGUAGAAAUGGUGAAAUUGAUGAGGCUAUGAAGUUACUUGGAGAGAUGAAAGCAUCCAGAUGCAGAGCUGAUGCAUUAACAUAUAAUGUAAUACUCAGGGGCUUGUCCAGCGAAGGAAGAUCAGAGGAAGCUCUUCAGAUGCUGGAUCAAUGGGGAUGUGAAGGAGUUCAUCUUAACAAAGGUAGUUAUAGGAUCAUACUGAACGCGUUGUGUUGUAAUGGCGAGCUCGAGAAAGCGGUAAAGUUUCUGAGUGUGAUGUCGAAGAGAGGGAUUUGGCCUCACCAUGCGACUUGGAAUGAAUUGGUGGUUCGGCUUUGUGAAUCCGGGAAUACAGAAAUUGGGGUUCGAGUUCUGAUUGGAUUUCUUGGAAUAGGUCUCAUACCAGCGCCCAAAUCUUGGGGAGCUGUGGUUGAAUCAAUUUGCAAAGAGAGGAAGUUGGUGCAUGUCUUUGAACUGCUUGAUUCUUUAGCUUCUUGAUAAAACCCUUUAUUGAUAC